This is a messenger RNA of Poecilia reticulata (guppy), 6130 nucleotides long. NCBI's taxonomy places the organism in Eukaryota, Metazoa, Chordata, Actinopteri, Cyprinodontiformes, Poeciliidae. The record is from RefSeq and is a predicted model, not a curated record.
CGUGAACAAUGCGAAAAGGUUUGAGCCGUGGCUAAUUUGGCAAGGCACCGUGCUUUGAUUUUAAUCGUGAAACCAAUAAAGAUUGGCUGARCUUUCCCAAUCUCUCUCAACGAACCGAAUGCAAACUCUGCCUGGGUGCUGGUGUCCCACGUAGGCUCACAAACAGCGCCCGACGUUCUGAUUCGAAAGUUCAGGUUCUUUGUUAACGUGGCUUAUCAGAACACUGUAUGUAUGUGCUGUGUGAGGUUCGUGCAGGAGCGUUGUGGUGAGGCGAGAGUGGCUUUGCGCUGGCCGUUUUUAUUCUCUCUGUGUUUCCUCGUUCUCUCUCUUCCCCCCCCCACGUCAUUGUGUUCUGCAUCAACCCCCUUCCAUCCCUCAGAGCUUCGAGAAGGAGCUUCAGAUUCAUUGCGCCGCGUGCCCCCUCGUUUCUCUAUCUCACCCAACAAUCACGAGAUCAUGCCCGGGGGGAGCGUCAACAUCACCUGCGUGGCCGUGGGUUCGCCCAUGCCUUACGUCAAGUGGAUGUUGGGCAUGGAGGACCUGACCCCAGAGGACGAGAUGCCCAUCGGACGGAACGUGCUGGAGCUCAACGGCGUCCGGGAGUCGGCCAACUACACCUGCGUGGCCAUGAGCAGCCUGGGCAUCAUUGAGGCCACUGCUCAGGUCUUAGUCAAGACUUUACCGAAGCCUCCUGGCACGCCCAUCGUCACAGAGACCACAGCGACCAGCAUCACCAUCACCUGGGACUCGGGCAAUCCCGACCCCGUGACCUACUACAUCAUUCAGUACCGGGCCAAAGGGCCGGACAGCAAGUAUGAGACGGUAGACGGCAUCACCACCACCCGCUACAGCAUCGGCGGCCUCUACCCCAACACGGAGUACGAAAUCCGGGUGUCGGCCUUCAACAGCAUCGGCCAGGGGCCGCCGUCCGCACGCGUGGAGGCUCGCACCGGAGAGCAAGCCCCCGCGAGCCCCCCGAGGAACGUGCAGGCCCACGUUAUCUCUGAGAACACGGUGAUGGUGCGCUGGGAGGAACCGGAGGAGCCCAAUGGACAGGUGAAAGGCUACCGUGUGUACUACACCAUGGACCCAUCCCGAGCCAUUAACGAGUGGCAGAUACACAACGUGCAGGACAGCGUGAUCACUACCAUUCAGAACCUUGUGACCUCGGAGACGUACACCAUCCAGGUCCUGGCUUUCACCUCCGUAGGCGAUGGCCCCUUUUCAGAUCCUGUACAUGUGAAAGUUUUGCGUGGAGUUCCAGGUCAACCAGGAAAGUUUAAAGUYGGGAAGGUGACAGACACCAGCAUUGAGCUGACCUGGGAGCCUGCGUACACCAAGGAGAAAAUUGUCAACUACGAGCUUCUCUAUAAGCCUGUCAAGUUUGGCAGUUUGGAGAAGUUGACCUUCGGGCCGAGGAACUCUUACACCGUCGAGGGCCUGAAAGCAAACACCGAGUACUCCUUCUCCCUGGCCGCCAUCUCCAACAAAGGCAUCGGCGCGUUCACCAACGAACUUGUGCAGAGGACAUCCCAAGCCAAGCCCUCAGCUGCACCUGAAGGUGUGUCCUGCGAGAGUGUCAGCUCCACCUCACUGGGAGUGAGCUGGAGGCCGCCUCGGGCGGAGGCCCAGAAUGGCGAGUUGGCAGGUUWUGAGCUSAAAUACCAAAGAGUUUCUGGGACAGGAGAAGAUGGAGGAGAAGGAGGAGAAACUCAGGGCUUUGAGGUGGAUGGGCCGCCCAUCACAGCGCAGCAGAGGCAGAUUGUGUUAGAGGGCCUGGAGAAGUGGAGCUGGUACAACAUCACGCUGGCAGCCUCCACAGCARUGGGGACCGGACCCAGGAGCCCGGCCGUGCUGUGCAGAACUCACGAGGACGUUCCCGGCGCCGCUCCCCGUCAGGUGGACGUUCAGCCRCUCAACUCCUCGGCUCUCCGGGUAACAUGGCGCUCCGUGUUGCCACGGUUACGGCAAGGCCAGAUACGGGGKUACCAGGUGCACUUCAGCCGCACGGAGAGCGGUGAAUCACGCACCCUGCCCCGAAUCAAAGACCUCCUGUUGGACGAAUCCCAGAUGGAGGAGGAUGAUUCGACUCAGUAUGAACUGGUUUUAGGAGGUUUGAAAGCAGAGACUCUGUACUCUGUCUCAGUGGCUGCGUACACCACCAAAGGGGAUGGAGCACACAGCAAAGCUAAGCUGGUGCAGACCACAGGGAUUGUGCCCGGCUCUCCGUCCCUGUGGGUGCGUCCAGGAUCCGGCUCGUCUGUGGUGGUGAGGUGGUCUCCUCCRCUCGAGUGCUCCGAGACAGGUUCUGAUGGCCGGGCGGCCCCAGUGGAAAUCCAGGGCUACCGCCUCCAGUUCGGGCCAAAGAACGCUUCUUUAAACGGCACUGUGGAUUUCCAGCCUCAAGAGAGAAAUUUCACUGUCAGAAACCUCUCCCCGGGGUCCUCCUACGUCUUUGUCCUCUCCGCGAAAAGYCGAGCCGGCUACGGAAACGCGACACGACAGGAAAUAGCCGUCCCCACGUGUCCGCCUUCAGGAUACCCUAAAAUAAUCGAUUUYGUGAACGCUACCUGCUGCUCCCUCCAGUUCUCCUGGCUGCCCCCCUCCCCGGACGAGUGCAGCAGCACCGUCACAGAGUACACCGUCGCUUACAGAAAGGCUUUUGACUCGGGCUCCUCUGCCCUCCCGGCCUCCUCUGCUGCCCCCUGGCUCAUCACACUUCCUGCAAGUGAGUCCAGCUAUACCAUCUUGGGCCUGAAUCACAGCACAGCCUACGAGGUGCAGCUCAGAGCCCACAACCAGGCAGGGCCAGGCCCUUUCAGCCCUGCUCUGUUGUACCUCACCCUGGCCUUUGAAACAGAUGUGCCGAGAAAUUUCUCUGUCAAUCUGGCCACCAAGACCAGCGUUCUUCUCACCUGGGACUUUCCAGAAACCAGCAACCCCUACCGCUUCAUUGUGGAGUACAACCGUCAGAAGAUGGAGGUGGACGCGCGUCUGAAGAAGGCAGUCAUCCCGAACUUGCAGCCAGACACCAGCUACGACUUUAAAAUCACGGCUCCCGAGGGCAACAUGGGAGGCCUCCGCCACCGCAUCACAGCCAAAACGUCCCCACCGAUCACCAUCCGCCGUCCUGAGAUCGACCAGAGCCGCCGUGAAACCGAAGCCACGGUCACCAUCAUCCUGCCGUUGCUGGAAACUCGCACUCCCAUCAAGAACAUUUAUGUCGUUGUGGUUCCAUUGCGGAGAGCCCGCGGCGUCAUCAGACACCUGAAGAGUCCGGAUGAAAUGGACCUCGAGGAGCUUUUGAAAGACAUCAGUCAAAGGCAGAGGGAUUCUCGACAGCAGAAGCAGGUGGACCUGAGGCGGGCUUACAUCACAGCCCGUUUCACACCUGAAACCCUACCAGCCUUCUUCUCUUUGGGGGACCAGCUGGACUACGGAGGCUUCGAGAACCGUGCUCUAGAGCCGGGCCAGGAGUACGUCUUUUUCAUCCUGGCUGAACUCAACUCCACAACAGGGAGGAUGUACGUGGCCAGCCCUUACACAGACAAAGUGAUCGCCCCGGACUCAGACCCCCAGCCCUUCGAUGCGGGCGACGGACUGAUCUGGGUCGUCGGACCCGUCCUGGCCGUGGUCUUCAUCAUCUGCAUCGUUAUUGCUAUCCUCCUUUACAAAAACAAACCUGACAGCAAGCGCAAAGACUCUGAACCAGGAACCAAGAGCCUUUUGAGCAACGCGGAGAUGAUGGCUCAUCACCCGACGGACCCCGUGGAGAUGAGACGCAUCAAUUUCCAGACUCCUGGAAUGAUGAGCCACCCCCCCAUCCCCAUCAGUGAGCUGGCUGAGCACAUCGAGCUGCUGAAAGCCAACGACAACCUGAGACUCUCCCAAGAGUACGAGUCGAUCGACCCCAGCCAGCAGUUCACCUGGGAGCACUCCAACCUGGAGGUGAAUAAACCCAAAAACCGCUACGCCAACGUCAUCGCGUACGACCACACCCGAGUCGUUCUGGCUCCCAUAGACGGUAUCCUGGGGAGUGACUACAUCAAUGCUAACUUCAUCGACGGGUACAGAAAGCAGAAUGCCUACAUCGCCACCCAGGGGCCCCUGGCGGAGACAUUCGGGGACUUCUGGAGGAUGGUGUGGGAGCAGCGAACCGCCUCUGUCGUCAUGAUGACGCGGCUGGAGGAGAAAUCUCGGAUCAAGUGCGAUCAGUACUGGCCGAGUCGCGGCACAGAGACAUACGGGAUGACCCAGGUCACGCUGCUGGACACGAUGGAGCUUGCCACCUUCUGCGUUCGCACUUUUUCCCUGCAUAAGAGUGGCAGCAGUGAACGGAGGGAGGUGCGUCAGUUCCAGUUCACCGCCUGGCCCGAUCAUGGCGUGCCUGAAUAUCCCACCCCCUUCCUGAACUUCCUUCGCAGGGUAAAAGCCUGCAACCCUCCUGAUGCCGGACCCAUCAUUGUUCACUGCAGCGCCGGCGUGGGUCGCACCGGCUGUUUCAUCGUCAUCGACGCCAUGCUGGAGCGCAUUCGGCAUGAGCGCACCGUGGACAUCUACGGCCACGUGACCCUCAUGCGCUCGCAGAGGAACUACAUGGUGCAGACGGAGGACCAGUACAGCUUCAUCCACGAGUCCCUGCUGGAGGCCGUGGCCUGUGGGAACACGGAAGUGGCAGCCCGCAGCCUGUACUCCUACAUGCAGAARCUGUCCAAGGUGGAGCCUGGCGAGCACGUCACCGGCAUGGAGCUGGAGUUCAAGCGUCUGGCCAACACCAAAGCGCACACGUCGCGGUUUGUCACAGCCAACCUCCCUUGCAACAAAUUCAAGAACCGACUGGUGAACAUCAUGCCCUACGAAACCACUCGCGUUUGCCUGCAGCCCAUCCGCGGUGUGUGCAGGCAGCAAAAAGGCUACAUUGCCACCCAGGGUCCGCUUGCCGAGACCACGGAGGACUUCUGGAGGAUGCUGUGGGAGCACAACUCCACCAUCGUGGUCAUGCUGACAAAGCUGAGAGAAAUGGGACGGGAAAAGUGUCACCAGUACUGGCCCGCCGAGCGCUCCGCCAGGUACCAGUACUUUGUGGUUGACCCGAUGGCGGAGUACAACAUGCCCCAGUACAUCCUGCGGGAGUUCAAAGUUACAGACGCCAGGGACGGCCAGUCCAGAACGGUACGUCAGUUCCAGUUCACCGACUGGCCCGAGCAAGGCGUGCCGAAAUCCGGAGAGGGCUUCAUCGACUUCAUCGGCCAAGUGCACAAAACCAAGGAGCAGUUUGGCCAGGACGGACCAAUCGCCGUUCACUGCAGCGCUGGUGUGGGGCGGACAGGUGUCUUCAUCACGCUGAGCAUCGUCCUCGAGAGGAUGCGUUACGAGGGCGCAGUGGACAUCUUCCAAACUGUCAAGAUGCUGCGGACACAGAGACCGGCCAUGGUGCAGACCGAGGAUGAGUACCAGUUCUGCUAUCAGGCUGCUCUGGAGUACCUGGGUAGCUUUGACCACUAUGCAACAUAAGAGAGAGAGAACCACACAUCCACCUUUCUGCUUCAACAAAACGACAAACGACACGAGAGAAGGGGAGGAGGGGGUGGUCCAAAAAACGGCGACAACAUUCAACUUUUCCUGGAAGCGAGACUUAAAGACCAAUUCUGCACCGACUAGCGACAAAAACASCAUCAAGAGUUCUCUUAGCAGCGKCCGAGCUCGCCAGCGCUUUCCCUGCCGGGCGAAGAGACUAUCCAUGUGUAAUCCAUAUACUUACCUCAGUGUUCCAGUGUGAAGGACGUAUAAAUACAUGUGUUGUGGUCAGCUAUCUCAAGUAUGAACCAGUGAAAUACAAAAGGUUUCCGAACAGGAGCUACGCUACUCUAUGUGUGUAAAAUACAAAAAAGAUCUAAGAGAAAAACAUAAAAAACAAAACAAAAAAAACAACAACAAAAAAAACAGAGCCUGGAUAUUUGCUGCACCCUAAAUGGGCUUUUUAUCCUCAACUUUAUAUCUAUUAGUUUGAUGUACUUAAAGGAGUAACAAGGUGAACAUUUCUUUGUGUCUGCGAGUCGACUUGGAUUGCGUCCGCAGACCCAWCAGCYCCRAGGACUUUGUGGCUCGUUCACCAGAUGCACAGUGCCAA